Molecule: messenger RNA, 983 nt
Organism: Naegleria gruberi
Lineage: Eukaryota; Heterolobosea; Eutetramitea; Acrasida; Naegleriidae
Product: pyridoxine kinase
Exons: 2
Coding region: 1-942 (313 amino acids)
Biological process (GO): pyridoxal 5'-phosphate salvage
Cellular component (GO): cytosol
Molecular function (GO): pyridoxal kinase activity
Source: RefSeq, a predicted model, not a curated record
AUGUCCUCAUCACAAACUGCAUCAUCAUCGUCUUCAGUUGCACCAACAACCAUUGAUUAUUCUAGCAUACCAUCAUGUUUGAACGGAAAGGUUUUGAGUGUUCAGAGUCAUGUGGUUCAUGGAUAUGUUGGAAAUAGAGCUGCUGUUUUUCCUCUUCAAUUAUUAGGCUUUGAAGUUGAUUUUAUUAAUUCGGUACAAUUUUCUAAUCAUACUGGCUACUCGAAAGGAUGGAAGGGACAAACACUUAGUGGAGAUGAACUUGCACAAUUAUUUCAAGGUUUACAAAUGAAUAAUUUGGAAGGAUCUUAUACUCAUUUACUUACAGGAUAUAUCGGAAGUGAAACAUUCUUGUCUAAUAUUUUGCAUAUCCAUGAUUCAUUAGUUGAGAAAAAUCCAAAAUUAAUUUAUGUUUGUGAUCCAGUUAUGGGUGACGCUGGAAAAUUAUAUGUGCCAGAAUCAUUGAUUCAAAUUUAUAGAGAUCAAGUUUUGAAACGUGCCUCUGUCAUUACACCAAAUCAAUUCGAAGCAGAAACAUUGAGUGGAAAGAAAAUUGAAACUGAACAAGAUGCUCUCGAUGUCAUUAAUUUAUUCCACAGUGAACCAUAUAAUAUUCCUGUCGUUGUUUUGACCAGUGUGGAAUUUAAUAAUGAUAAGGAAACUCUUGUCUUGUAUGCCAGUAAUAGACAUUCUCAGAAAAAGUAUAGAAUCAAGUUUAAACGUUUACCAGGUUCUUUUACUGGAACUGGUGAUGUUGUGAGUGCUUUAUUUUUGGCUUUUUAUACAAUUCAUGGAGAUAAUGAUUUUGGUUUGGCACUUGAGAGAACUUUGGGUGGAAUUCAAGCAAUUAUUGAAAGAACUAAACCAAGUGAAGAAUUGGCAUUGAUAGCUUCAAGAUUUGUUAUUCUUGAUCCACCUAUCAAGUAUAAAUCUGAGGAAAUUUAAAUCAUGGAAUUUUGUAAUAAAUUUUUGUAAAUUUUAUGGAA